AUGAACUCCUGCUCCAGAAGGACUCUGGAAAGAGGAGUCCAGCACUGCGGAGAGGGACCACAGGCCGGCUGCCUCACUAAUUGCAUCUCAGGAGAGACUUGCCUCAUUCAAGUUCUCCCAGGGUCUCAGCCUGCAGAGCUGAGAGCAGCUUUGGACUGUGCAUCGUUCCAGGAAGGGGAGAGCCCCUUCUCAUUCUUGUUAGGGGAAGCGGAGGCGUGCUGGGAUUCCAGAAGUGGAGAAGGAGGCAAGAUGAAGACUCUCCUGCUGUUGGUGGGGCUGCUGCUCAGCUGGGAGAGUGGCCGGGCAAUCUCGGACAAAGAGCUCCAGGAAAUGUCCACCGAGGGGAGUAAGUACGUGAAUAAAGAAAUUAAAAAUGCCCUCAAGGAGGUGAAACAGAUAAAGACCCAAAUAGAACAAACCAAUGAAGAGCGCAAAUUACUGCUCAGCUCCCUAGAGGAAGCCAAGAAGAAGAAAGAGGAUGCCCUGAAUGAUACCAGGGAUUCUGAAAACAAGCUGAAGGCGUCCCAGGGGGUGUGCAAUGAGACCAUGAUGGCCCUCUGGGAGGAAUGUAAGCCCUGCCUGAAACAGACCUGCAUGAAGUUCUACGCUCGUGUGUGCAGAAGUGGCUCGGGACUGGUUGGCCACCAGCUCGAGGAGUUCCUAAACCAGAGCUCCCCCUUCUACUUCUGGAUCAACGGUGACCGCAUUGACUCCCUGAUGGAGAACGACCGGCAGCAGAGCCACGUGAUGGACGUCAUGGAGGACAGCUUCACCCGGGCGUCCAGCAUCAUGGACGAGCUCUUCCAGGACCGGUUCUUCCCCCGGAGGCCCCAGGACACUCACUACUACUCCCCCUUCAGCUCGUUCCCGAGGGGGUCGCUCUUCUUCAAUCCCAAGUCCCGCUUCGCCCGGAACGUGAUGCCUUUCCCCUUGUUGGAACCCAUCAACUUCCACGAUGUGUUUCAGCCCUUCUACGACAUGAUCUACCAGGCCCAGCAGGCCAUGGACGCCCACCUGCGCAGGUCUCCCUACCAAUUCCCCAUGGAGGAAUUCACAGCAAACAACGACCGCACGGUGUGUAAGGAGAUCCGCCACAACUCCACGGGAUGCCUGCGGAUGAAGGACCAGUGCGAGAAGUGCCAGGAGAUCCUGGAAGUGGACUGUUCGACCAGCGACCCGAGUCAGACACUGCUGCGCCAGCAGCUGAACACAUCCCUGCAGCUGGCGGAGAAGUUCAGCAGGCUCUACGACCAGCUGCUCCAGUCCUACCAGCAGAAGAUGCUCAACACGUCGGCCCUGCUCAAGCAGCUGAACGAGCAGUUCACUUGGGUGUCCCAGCUGGCCAACCUCACGCAGGGCGACGACCAGUACUAUCUGCAGGUCUCCACGGUGAAUUCCCACAACUCCGACCCCAGCGUCCCGUCUGGCCUCACCAAGGUGGUCGUGAAACUCUUCAACUUCUUCCCCAUCACGGUGAUGGUCCCUCAGGAAGUCUCCAGUCCUCACUUCAUGGAGAACGUGGCGGAGAAAGCGCUCCAGCAGUACCGCCGGAAGAGCCUGUGA
This is a messenger RNA of Rangifer tarandus platyrhynchus (Svalbard reindeer), 1563 nucleotides long. The record is from the annotation of a GenBank genome assembly. NCBI's taxonomy places the organism in Eukaryota, Metazoa, Chordata, Mammalia, Artiodactyla, Cervidae.